AACGACACUAUUUUUCAAACUACUAAUAAUCAAUUAUUCAUAAUAAAAGAUAAAAUCACAGUCAUUUAUCUGAGRUUGGAGUGAAGCAAAUUGAUCUUAAUCAAGCCCUUUUCGACAGGAUUGGACAAGCUGAGAUCUGUUUGAGAAUGCAUAUCGGUCURUUGCUGUUAGGAGCAGUGAUACAGCUAGCAAUAGCCACAAAUCAACAAACCAACGAUGUAAUAAAAGACAUCGCUAAACGAACUGCUUCUUUCAAAAACCAAAUCGAGAAACUGGAGAAAAGAUUCACAGAUCUCUACAAUCAAUACUUGAAGUUGCAUGAUCAAACAAAUCGUAAUAUAACACAGCAGCAAUUUGAAAAAGAUCUUGCUGAGGUUGACAAAAGAAGUGUCGAGCUCUUAUCAAGGCAUAGACGUUCUGGCGCAUGUGCAGAGAUAUGUGUCCACCGAUGUAUUCCAUCGUGUAACUUCGCAUGCUGUGUAGCCAGACCUCCAGGAAUGAACAGGCAUUUGAUCAAUAAACUCGAAGUUAAUGCUGCAAAGAAGAAUUUGCUCGCCAGGAAGAAAGCCCAUAAACAGAAUAUUAUUAGGAAAAAACUUCAAAAAMAGAAAUUGUUGCAUUUGCUGGAAGAGGGUAGUAUCUGUGCUCCUAGUUGUCUUGUACGCUGCGAACCUAAAUGCAAGUUCAAGUGCUGUAUAAAACAAAGUCAUUAAUUUGGGAACUUUUGGGACGUCUUUUGGCUACAAGUGUAUAGCUUACUAAUGUGAAUAUUUUUUUCAAUAAAACAUUGGACCUGAAAA
Exaiptasia diaphana is the source of this 800-nucleotide messenger RNA. RefSeq lists its product as uncharacterized. Lineage: Eukaryota; Metazoa; Cnidaria; Anthozoa; Actiniaria; Aiptasiidae. The coding region runs from base 147 to 713 and encodes 188 amino acids. The record is from RefSeq and is a predicted model, not a curated record. The transcript has 5 exons.